Messenger RNA from Metopolophium dirhodum (rose-grain aphid), 755 nucleotides. RefSeq lists its product as uncharacterized. Gene Ontology annotation, molecular function: DNA binding. NCBI's taxonomy places the organism in Eukaryota, Metazoa, Arthropoda, Insecta, Hemiptera, Aphididae. The record is from RefSeq and is a predicted model, not a curated record. The coding region runs from base 168 to 755 and encodes 195 amino acids. The transcript is spliced from 2 exons.
UUUAUAUUAAUCUAUGUAUUUUCACAUUGUAGUCAUUGAAUUGCAAAAAAAUUGGAAAAACUUGCGAGACACAUACAAAAAAAAAUGUAUUACAAAGUCUGGCCAGGCAGCUAAUAAAAAAAAAAAAAUACGUAUUCUCGGAAAUUUUAGAGUUCUUGCGACCAACAAUGGAAAAUAGAAAAACAGAAGGAAAUUUUAACCACGAAAGUGACGAAGAGGAGACGGAGGACGAACAAGGCAACAAUUUGCAAACAGUGGAGGAGGAUUUAAUUGAAGGGAAUUGUGUCAAUGAUGAAAUCACUAAAUUUAAUUCAAAUCCUGUUUUGGAAACAUCAAUGACAUCUACAACAGUAAACAAAAAUGUAAAACCUAUGCCGAAACGUACGAAACCAUCAAAAAAAAUUAACUUUGAGGAUGAGUUACUAAAGUCUCUUAGGAGUGAAAAUGAAGCCACUGACCCAGACAAAUCAUUUCUAAUGUCCCUUUUGCCUCAAAUGAAAUCUAUCAGUGAGGAUAAAAAGCCAAUGCUCUACAUUGAAUUAAUAAAUGCUAUACAAAGAGUAAAAAAUAAUGAUAAUACAUCAAUGUAUCGUCAAGGAUAUAAUCAGAGCAAUUUUCCACUCGGAGGAUAUUCGCAGACAGUAUCUGGACCAACAAUGUACUCUCAACCUGCAGUAAUACAUUCUAGUCUUCCUACUUAUAAUCAUGAGUCACUGCAGCCAUCUUUUUCAGAUAGUUCCAUUAAUUUACAUUAA